AUGGGCACGGGCGGGGCCACGUUCUGCACCCCCCCAUCGCGGGCCUGGAUUCCGCUGCCUUUGCUAGAGAUCGUCCGGGAAGCCGUCAGAGCACGGGAUGGGGGCCGGGUAGGGGGGGGGCUGGGGGGAGGGAGGAAGAGGGAGAAAGGGGAGGGAGGAGGAACAGGAGGAAAGAGGGGAGGCGACUGGCGCGGCCGGCUCGCUCGCAGCCAGUCGUGA
Molecule: messenger RNA, 219 nt
Organism: Lipotes vexillifer (Yangtze River dolphin)
Lineage: Eukaryota; Metazoa; Chordata; Mammalia; Artiodactyla; Lipotidae
Source: RefSeq, a predicted model, not a curated record